AUGACCAGAAGUGGGAAAACCGCUCGCAGCGUCUCGUCUACGGGCGACGAUGACUUUUUCAUGGUGACGGAACCGGAACCAGAGUCUCAGGCGACUUUCGAACUCCCAAUUCGGGCCAAUCCGACCAGCAAUACCCAGCAUGGUAUCUCCGUUGAGGUUCAAGCUUUGCAGCAGAGCAAUCACCUUACGGUUUCGAUUCAACCACCUAAGCAACCAGAACAAGAUCUAGAACGAGCCCCCUGCGAUAUCGUUUUGGUCAUCGACGUCUCUGGCAGCAUGAACGACGCAGCGCCUCAGCCUGAUGUGAAAGAUCCGAUUGAGAGCCAAGCUGCAGGUCUCAGUGUCCUGGAUCUCGCGAAACACGCAGCCCGAACCGUUCUUGAGACACUCAAAGCCGAUGACAGACUUGCAAUCGUCACCUUCAGCCACGAUGCAACGAUCGUUCAAGGCCUCCUCCCCAUGACUCACGACCACAAACGAGACACUGCAAAGCGCAUCACCUCGAUCCGUACUGGAAGCUAUACGAAUCUGUGGGCCGGAAUUCGGGCUGGUCUCAAAGUCUUCGAGAAGACUAAACAUGUCGGCAACUUCCAAGGUCUGUACGUCCUGACUGACGGAAUGCCAAACCACAUGUGUCCGCAGCAAGGCUACGUGGCGAAACUCGGACCCAUGUUGUCGUCGUUGAGCACAAAGAUACCCACUGUUCCCACCAUUCACACCUUCGGCUUUGGCUACGGUAUUAGGUCAGCUCUUAUGCAGUCAAUCGCAGAAAUCGGCAAUGGAAGCUACAGCUUCAUCCCCGACGUCGGUAUGAUUGGCACGGUCUUUGUCCACGCGGUGGCCAAUCUCUUCACAACCUUCGCGACGUCUGCCAUGGUCGAAGUCACCGUCCCCGACAACAUGGCCGUCGAGAGCAUUGGACUUCAAGACUUUGUAAUCCCCAACAGCACUGGCACGUCGUACGCCUUGCGUCUGGGAAACAUCCACUACGGGCAGACCCGCGACCUCGUCUUCGCUCAGAGUGGCCACGGUGCACUUCCCCAGGGCAAGCCUAUCUCAGUCACACUCAAGUACAAGCUGUCGACCGGCGUCGAGUACAGCAUCGACUCGGGCCUGACCCUCUCGUCCGCAACUCCCGGUCUUGACCGGCGCACGUCAGAAUACCGCCUUUUCCGCGCCCGCAUGUGUGCUCUUCUCUGCACACUGUUCCCACUCAAGCAGAACGGCGAACACGGCCACAUCAUUGAGCCCGAGAAGCUAGACAACGCCGGGAUGAGUCUGAGCGCUCUCGCAAGAGACAUCCGCGCGGCCUUAGCCAACGGUAACGGCGCCGACGAACGUCUGUCUUCGAUCUUGCAGGAUCUCGAGGGAGACGAGCCAGCCGGCCAAGUCACCAAAGCCCUCACCAACUCACCGCGACGACCGUACUGGACCAGAUGGGGACACCGAUACCUGCCGAGCUUUUUGCAUGCGCACCAGCGCCAACUUUGCAACACGUUCAAAGACCCCGGCCCGCUCGUGUAUAGCACGACGAGCCCAUUGUUCAUCAAGUACCGCCGUGAACUCGACAGCGCUUUUGACAACCUGCCCCCGCCCCAGCCUAGCCGUCCGGAGCGCGUGGUGCCAGUGUACGACGAGCACGGAGAGAUGACCGGGACAAGAAGCGUGCCACACUCACGCGUCGCGAGCAUGCGGACCUGGAACAAGAGCGACACCCCGUGCUUUCCCGGCCACUGUCAGGUCAAACUGGGCGGGCCCGAGGACGGAGACAUGAAAGCGUGGGACGUGGUGCCGGGCACGACAGUCUGGACGCCGGUCGGGCCGAGAAAGGUGCACUCCGUCGUCAAGACCGAACUCGUCGAGCCUGUGGCCAUAUGCAAAUUCGCCGGGGGCCUCCAGAUCACCGAGUGGCACCCUCUCCUGCACGAGGGGACUUGGGUGUUUCCACACGACGUGGCCACGUUCACGACUCACACCAAGGACAACGUGUAUUCGUUCUUACUUGAGCCUGACGACAACCCUGACGCCCACGCCGUCAAGGUCCGCGGCCGCAUCUGCGUCACGUUGGGACACGGCGUUGUGGGAGGCGGAAGCGGAGACGAUGACGGUGAUGACAACGGCAGAGUCGACGCCAGAUCUCAUCCGUUCUUCGGCGACUGGGACAAAGUCUCGACCAGCUUGGACAAACUCAACAAGGACGAAGGUGGACGGUGCGUGUGCGCUGGACUGGAGAGAGACGACUUGACUGGACUUGCUUGUGGAUUCACCGGCCCGACAGAGCCUGAGGGUCUCGAAGGACAGGCAGAGGCCGAGGACACGGUUGGAUGA
Exophiala spinifera is the source of this 2328-nucleotide messenger RNA. RefSeq lists its product as uncharacterized. NCBI's taxonomy places the organism in Eukaryota, Fungi, Ascomycota, Eurotiomycetes, Chaetothyriales, Herpotrichiellaceae. The coding region runs from base 1 to 2328 and encodes 775 amino acids. The record is from RefSeq and is a predicted model, not a curated record. The transcript has 2 exons.